UGUCAGAAAAUGACCACUGAUGUGAAAGUGCUCAACAAGCUUACGGACGACGGAUGGUAUAAGAUGGAGCAAGUUGGUUAUUGCGUCAAGGGAAAGAACUGUGGAGCUACACAAGCACUCAGAGAGCUUCAUAUGAAGAAAAAUCUUUCGGACAUCGUCUACACGUCGGAUGAUAGUGAGUUCGAAAUGCUGAAUAAGAAUGUACACUAUGCAGGCACAGGGACAGGCCCUUUGUGUUACUUAUGGUAG
Cylicostephanus goldi is the source of this 249-nucleotide messenger RNA. Lineage: Eukaryota; Metazoa; Nematoda; Chromadorea; Rhabditida; Strongylidae. The record is from the annotation of a GenBank genome assembly.